UCGUCAUCAUCAGCGGGCUCGAUACGUGUAAACAAAUUGUGCUUUGAGCGAGUCAUGGGUGCCCGGCCUGCGGUAAUUCAUCACCACCACGGCCUGAUCACGUGUUGGACUCGUAGUGCUAGUGUAUAAUUAAGUGUUGAGCCCCUGGAGAGUGUACAGCUUACCGAGAGCAUGGCAUUUUUUGGUAAGCUGUUCAAGACUUUCAUGGGGUCAGAAGGGCCAUCUGAGAACUGUGUCUGUGAAGUGGGAAUAUCAACGUUUAAAAGGAUACAGGUUUUGAGCCGGGAAGAUUGUCUAGUUCUCUACGGACCCACUGAAACCAACCAGUAUGAGCUGCUACUCCACCAGCCCAUCCAGAACUCCCUGCACAAGGCCUACAGCCUUUACCGAGUGCUAGAUCAGGACGAGGCGCAGAUCCGCUUCAUGACCUUGAGGGAGGUGCUGCCGCCUCUGGUGUGUCACAUUCCCCAUGAGAUCAUCAACCAGCCGGGACUUCAGACAAUAUGUGAUCUAGUCAGGGAACAUCAAACCUGGACUGUGGCUCACAUUGCAGCACACCUCGGCUACGCUGGACUCUUCCACCAACCUGAAGUGGCCAAGCUGGCUGACAUGGCUGAUAUAGAGAUGAAGGAGACCCCACUCCACUUGGCAAUAAAGAAAGGACACAUAGAGGUCAUCCGUGUCUUAAUGGGGAAGAAUGUCAGUAUUGAUGCAGUAGAUGUCAAAGGAAACUCUGUUUAUCAUACAGCAGCUGCCUCUAAUGAAGCCAUAAUUAAGCUUGUCACCAAGAAAACAUCUCGACUGAUGAACACUCCCAAUGAGGCCGGCAAGACUCCUCUUCACUUGGCCUGUGAGGCAGAUAAACCCGAGUGUGUCAAGGCUCUUCUGUGUGCUGGUGCCGACGUCAAUGUUGCUGCAACACAUGACUCUGUACUGCCCAUCCACAGUGCCAUGGCAGCCAACAGCACAUUGUGUGCCAAAGAAAUCAUCGCCAUGUAUCCCAACCAACUUAAUGUCACGGACAUGAAGGGUGGUGGAACUCCUCUACACUGGGCAACAUCCAAAGAAAUCAUCAAUGCGAUGGUGGAACUUGGUUGCAUUGUGAAUGCACGUAAUUUUCAUGGCCUCACUGCUCUCCACAAGAUGGUUGAGAAGGACAAAGUAUCAUGCGUCAUCGCACUACUCACCUGGGGUGCAGAAGUCAACGUUUUUGAUGAUAAAGGAAACACACCGCUCCACCUCGCCAGCUCUCCUGUUGUGGUCCAGACACUUCUUGUUUUUGGUGCAAACACUUCCCUUACUAAUAAGGAGGGAUCAACUGUGCGUCAUGUCAUGGCAAACAGCUCUCACAGGGAAAAGCACAAAAUGCUCUACCUGAUGCAUGCGGUAGGUGCCCCACGCUGCCAGAUGAGACUUGCCAACUGCAAUGAGGGCUGUUCCCCGACUGGUUCCUUUGAUGGCCUGCCAAAUGAUUGCUCUCCUGUUUCACGGAUCAGGACGACUUAUGAUGAUUUCUUAGAUUCUUGCCUCAUGGAACGUGCCAUUUCAAACCUACAGUCUCCUCUAGGGUUUGAUGGUGCCACAAAGAAGAGAACUUGCCGUGUUCUGUGCUUAGAUGGGGGCGGUAUAAAGGGUCUUGUCCUCAUUCAGCUGCUCAGUGCACUGCAGGAAGCAGCUGGAAGACCCAUCCUGUCCCUCUUUGACUGGAUUGCUGGCACAAGCACAGGAGGUAUUCUUGCCUUGGCACUGGCAAUGGGCAAGAGUGUACGCUACACACAAGGCUUGUACUUCAGGAUGAAGGACCAGGUAUUCUUGGGGCACCGGCCCUAUGACGAGAAACCACUGGAGGAGAUUUUAAAGAAGGAGCUCGGAGAAGAGACUGUCAUGGCAGACAUCAAAGGAAUCAGAGUAAUUGUCACUGGUGUAUUGGCUGACCGAUCCCCAGCAGACUUGCACCUCUUCAGAAAUUAUUCCAGUGGGGAAGAGAUGCUUCAGAAUCGGUCAGGAGGUUCUUUCCCUCCUACCAAACCCCCAAAUGAGCAACUGGUUUGGAGAGCUGGCAGGGCCUCAGGGGCAGCCCCAUCUUAUUUCAGAGCUUUUGGACGGUUCAUUGAUGGCGGGUUGAUCUCCAACAACCCAACGCUGGAUGUCCUGACAGAAAUAUUUGAGUACAACACCACCCUGCUGGCCCUUGGGAGGGACCAAGAAGUAGUCCAGCCAUCUGUGGUUGUCUCCCUUGGAACAGGCCGUCCCCCAGUGACCCCUGUUGAGGCCAUUGACUGCUUCAAGCCAGAGAGCAUGUGGAGUACAGUGCAGAUGGCCUUUGGACUCUCAAAUAUUGCCAAAAUGCUCAUUGACCAGGCAACGAUGGCUGAUAAUAGCACAGUGGACAGAGCACGUGCCUGGUGUGCAACCAGUGGCAUAGUGUACCAGCGCCUGUCUCCACAGCUGUCCCUUGACGUGCAGCUGGAUGAGAGACAGGAUGAGAUUUUGGUCAAUGCAUUGUGGGAAACUAUGGUGUACAUCCGUGACAUGAAGGACAAGAUAAACCGCCUGGCAAACUUACUGACGCUGGGCUGUACAUAAUUUUGAAAAUGAAUGUGAGGUGAGCAGCUUGACUUGACUGUUAGGGAGAUGUCAUUGAAGUAAAGUUUUGUAGUCAUUGGGACUUGGAUUUUUAAGAAAUGGCAGUGCUCAUUUCUUGAAAUUUUGUGAUUACUUUUCUUGUACACAUGAUGGAGAUGUAACAGUAUUGUUCAGUGCUAAAUAUUGAUGUGUAUAGAAACUUCCUACCUGUACAUCAUUAACAUUAUCAUCAUAAUCACUCACAAAAUAAGGGUGGAUUUUGCUUCUCUAGGAGCAAUGUUGCUGCCCUAUGGUGGAGAGCCAGUCCCAAGUAUAAGUUCUCAUCAAGGGUGACUAAGCUCCAGCUACAGCUGGAGCUUUUUCAUCGUGGAGAGCUGGCAUACAGAGGCUUCAUCUAGUCACGAAGGCCUGUAGUCACCUGACUUGUGUUCCUGACUGACCUGUCCUCUUGCAGGUAUUGUAACACUUUGAGACAGGUUUUGUAGUAGUAAGUCUUGUUCAUGUGGCCUAGUUUACACACACACACAAAUAAAGUUUUCUGGGGCAAUUUAUAUCUGUAUAUAAGUACAUAGUAUUUUAUGUUGAACUUGGUUAGUGGAUUCAACAUCUAGUAUUUUAUGUUGAUCUUGGUUAGUGGAUUCAACAUCAUCUUCAGCCAUUGUUAUUCUGCUGCAGGACAGUCUUUCCCAAUGUUCUCCACCUCUGUCUGAUGUAAAUACUCAAUGCUGAUCUGGCAAAUGCUCUGAUUUCAUCUUCCAGUUGAUCCUCUAUCUGCCCUGACUUCUACAGUUUCUGGGUUGCCACUCAUUUGGUUGUCCAUCUGUAAUCAGUUCUAUGUAUAUGACCUGCUCAGAUUAAUUUAUUUUCACAAUAGCCACUAAAAUUUCAACUUUUCUUUUCUAAUCCAUGUUGCAGUUGUGGCUCACCUCCUUUCUCUUUGUGUUAUACUAAGCAUUUAUCUCUCUAUUCCUCUUUGUGAGCUGAGUUUUCUCUCAAAAUAUUUUGUGGUGUUGAGUUUCUUUAAAAUUAUGUUAGGACUGGCAAGAUACAUGGAUUGUACACCUUUGUCUUUAGGGAGAGUGAUAUCAUUUAUCAAGUGCUCCAUCUCUUUCUUAUUCUCUUUCCGAAUUGUUUUCAUGACCCAGGUUUGCACUGAUUGUCCAAGAUAUGUUCUCUUCUACUUUCAAGUAUUUAAUUCUCAAUAAUUUGUUGUCCUGCCAACUGACUCUUAAACAUUAACAUUUGUUACCUCAUAUUUAUCUACAAUCCUACUUUCAGACUUUCACUGUGAAAUUCCUUUAUCAUUUUUAAAAAUUUUCCUCAGACUUUAUCAAGACUAAAUCAUCUGCAAAUAAGGUUAUUAGGGUAUUCACUAUUUAUUAUGAUUCCUAUCACACUAAUUUCCUAAAUACUUCUGAGCACUCUGUGAUUAUUUUUUUACUGUUACCUUGCCUAUUGCAAUCCUUAAUUGGAAUUGUCCUGCUUUCCUUGUGGAGUUUAACAAUUACUGUGCCAUUUCUUUAUAACUUCCAACACCUUUGUGAAUGAUUCAUCUGUGCCCAACCUCCGGAGUGCCUGCACGCAUGUAGUUUAGUGUAAUCAUAUAAUCAUUGUUAAAUUUUUAAAACUGAAGUUAUUUGACUUGUUUUGAAAAUCAGUACUUUAUUUUGGUUGUAUGUAAUACCACAGUGGAGCAGCAUACUCACAUAUUUAUAUCUACUAAAGUAGAAAUUGCCAUUUGAUUAAUAUAAUUUUAUUAAGAUUUAAGGACAGACCACCUAGUCUGGACCAUGGGGUCUGUGUGGUCUGAAUAUUGAUGUAAAUAUGUAAAUCUUGAGUCCACCUUCAUGGAAUCAUAUUUGGAUUCCAGUAGCAACCACAACUGUACGUGUGUGUAUGUUCUGUGAUACUCUUUUCUUGACCUUGAUCCUUUCUUUACUUUUCUAUUCAGUCUAUUUUCACAUGUUUAUGAAAUCUAUUACCUCAGCAUAUUAAUCUAUAAUACUUGACUUUUUUUUUAUGAACCCCUUAAUAUCCUAUACAUAUUUUGUAGAAUUUCUAUAUUUUGUCUUACCAAAUACAUAAUAUGCCAAAGAAAAUACCGAAUGUUGUGAAAGCCAUUCUUAUGAAAAAGAAUAUUGAUGUUCAGAUGACUUUAUCAAAGUAUCCUUUUAUAGAGUAAUGAUAUGAGAAAAUAUGGAGUUGUGUGCAUACUGUCAAUAAAAAUGUUUAUUAUUGUUA
Eriocheir sinensis (Chinese mitten crab) is the source of this 4827-nucleotide messenger RNA. It is a transcript of the gene iPLA2-VIA, whose product is annotated as 85/88 kDa calcium-independent phospholipase A2-like. Gene Ontology annotation, molecular function: protein binding. The record is from RefSeq and is a predicted model, not a curated record. Gene Ontology annotation, cellular component: mitochondrion. NCBI's taxonomy places the organism in Eukaryota, Metazoa, Arthropoda, Malacostraca, Decapoda, Varunidae. Gene Ontology annotation, biological process: lipid metabolic process; positive regulation of ceramide biosynthetic process. Bases 172 to 2586 code for a protein of 804 amino acids. The transcript has 15 exons.